Molecule: messenger RNA, 1731 nt
Organism: Belonocnema kinseyi
Lineage: Eukaryota; Metazoa; Arthropoda; Insecta; Hymenoptera; Cynipidae
Product: solute carrier family 25 member 40-like
Exons: 8
Coding region: 551-1642 (363 amino acids)
Biological process (GO): mitochondrial transmembrane transport
Source: RefSeq, a predicted model, not a curated record
UAACGAAAGCAAACACGUGGUUUUCGAAAGGACCUUUUCGUGUCUGCACAUAAUUUGGGAAAUAACGGGAAAAUAUACUUAAAUAAAUAUAAUUAAAGUUUGUUCAGAUCUUCAUUUUAGAGUGCGAUUUUUGAACUUCUGAAAUCUUCGCAAAAUAAUAGCAGACGAUGCAGAUCAAAAAUGUGAGUUUCUUUCGGUCUGUAGCAUUUUAAUAAUUUGCAGAGUGACAUAUUCGCGAAAUUAAUUUGAGAAAUUUCAUCAUUUUCAUCGAAAAACUGGAGAAAAAUCGACUUAAAUUCAUGAUUUACAUUAAAAUAGUGAUAAUAUUUUUAAUUAACAGCGUUAGAGAAAUGUCAGAGGAAAUGUGGUUUGGAGCGGGUUUUACGUACUCUGAUAUAAUAAAAGAGUAAUAGUGACACAAAAGAUAUGAAACGUUAUCGAUCAUCUUCAAUUUUGAGGUUAGGUUGAAAGUUAACCUCUCACUUAUUGUGCGAUGAUACCGUGCAUCCCGUGUGAUUUUGACUGAUUUAAAUUAUUUAUAAAAAUCAAAAUGACUGACGAUAUUAUUGAGGUUGACCUGGAUGAUCCUAGAUUUCGUAUCAAGCCUUAUCAACAAAUGAUGGCCUCGUGCACAGGAGCUUUGGUUACUUCGAUAUUUGUGACGCCACUCGAUGUCGUGAAAAUUCGUUUACAAGCGCAACAGAAAGCUAUGCUUUCAAAUAAAUGCUUUCUCUAUUGCAAUGGCUUAAUGGAUCACUUGUGUUCUUGUGGGAAUGGCCGAGGACCAGAAUGGUUGAGAACAAAUGGAAAAUUUAAUGGGACUGUGGACGCAUUAGUGAAAAUUGGAAAGAGAGAAGGUAUCCUUUCCCUUUGGAGUGGUUUGAGCCCCACCUUAGUCUUAGCAAUUCCAGCCACGAUAGUUUAUUUUGUCUCCUAUGAACAAUUAAGAUUAUUUUUAAAGGACAACUACAAUAGAAGAUUUGUCCAAGACUCCCUCAGGAAAGAACAGCCUUUCUGGAUUCCGGUAGUAGCUGGUGGGACAGCACGCAUUGGGGCAGCGACAUUAGUGAGUCCUUUGGAACUGAUCAGAACGAAAAUGCAGUCCCAAAAAUUGAGUUAUGCCGAAAUAAGACAAGCCCUGAAGACGGUUAUAAAAUAUAGCGGAUUUUCUGGAUUGUGGAUGGGUCUCAGCUCCACGCUACUUCGUGACGUACCUUUUAGUGCAAUCUACUGGUUCAAUUAUGAAUCGUUGAAAAAGAUUUUCCGAAACGUACAGCACACUUUUACAUUUAACCUUAUAGGAGGCGCUGUAGCUGGCUCUAUUGCUGCUUUCUGUACUAUUCCAUUUGACGUCGUGAAAACACAUAGACAAAUUGAAAUGGGCGAAAAGGAGAUUUACUCAGAUAAACCAGGACGAACAAGUAGCACGUUUACUAUUAUAAAUAGAAUAUAUAAGCAAAACGGUAUACGUGGUCUCUUUACCGGAUUGACACCUCGUUUAGUAAAAGUCGCACCUGCCUGUGCAAUUAUGAUUGCUACUUUUGAGCACGGAAAACGAUUUUUUCAAGCAAGAAAUGCUAACGAGGUUUUAGGCCUGGAACCAAAUGUUCAGAUAUUGAGAUAUAAAUAUGAUAAUACGUAGUGAAAAAAGACGAUACUUAUAAAAAAUUCCGUGCAGAUUGCACCGAUAUUUGUAAAUAAUAAUAAUAAUAAUAAUAACAAUAAUAAUAA